Messenger RNA from Pseudozyma flocculosa PF-1, 423 nucleotides. RefSeq lists its product as uncharacterized. NCBI's taxonomy places the organism in Eukaryota, Fungi, Basidiomycota, Ustilaginomycetes, Ustilaginales, Ustilaginaceae. The coding region runs from base 1 to 423 and encodes 140 amino acids. The record is from RefSeq and is a predicted model, not a curated record. The transcript has 2 exons.
AUGGCAUCGCUCUGCAGGGCGUCCACGAACCCGAGCGGGUGCCUGGACCAGGUACGACGGGAUGUAGCGCAACGCCUGCUCCUCCUCGACCGCGACCGCGACGGCGAGGCACAGCAGCAACCAUGGGGCUCUGCGCCGCCGUCUCUACUGAGCGAGUGGGACCUAUCCCGGUCCUCGGACCUCUUCAUCAGCUAUCGACCAUGGAUCAUGAACUCGUCCACCCGCGAUCUGGUCUAUACCCUCUUACUCUGCCUCUCCCUAUCCCUCGUCGCCUUUCUAGCCUCGACACGGUGUAGAACUGGCAUCCCCAUCACCGGCGGCAGCACCCGCACGAGUGGCGGCGGCGGGGGCGGCGGGGUCGUCCGCAAGCGCACCGACGAUGCGGAGUACGAGCUGCUUCCGUCCACAGCGUCCCUCGAUUGA